UAUGCAGUUGUGAGCACGUGUGUGUUUUGUGGUUUGAUUUUUUUUUUUUAAAUUCAAUUCAAUUUUCAUCGAACAAAAUGGUGAAUAAACUGUACGUGUUGUACGAACAUGCUGCUGGCUAUGCACUUUUCAAAGUGAAAGAAUUUGAAGAGAUAGCAAUGUUUUUGCCACAGGUUGAAAAAGCCACAUUGAAUGCUGUCAAAUUUAAAACAUUUGUCAAUUUGGUUGCAUUUUUGCCAUUCAAAUCUGGUACAAAUGCAUUGGAUAAUAUAAAUAGUUUAUCCGAAGGUAUCAUACAUGAAGAUUUACAAGCAUUCCUUCAAACAAAUCUUCCACAAAAUGUGAAAAAAUCGAAAAUUAUACUCGGUGUUGGUGAUGCAAGAAUCGGAUCGGCAAUCCAAGAAACAUUGGGCUAUAAUUGUCAAUUUACUGAAAUUGUUCCUGAAAUAUUGCGUGGAAUUCGUUAUCAUUUUCAUGAAUUGAUUGAAGGAUUAAGUCUAAGUUCGCUUGGUUCAGCCGAAUGUAGUCUUGGUCGAAGUUAUUCACGAGCUAAAGUAAAAUUCAAUGUUAAUCGUGCCGAUAAUAUGGUCAUACAUAGUAUCGGUCUUGUCGAUCAAUUAGACAAAGAUAUCAAUACAUUUUCAAUGCGUUUGAAAGAAUGGUAUUCAUAUCAUUUUCCAGAAUUAUCGAAAAUCAUUACCGAUAAUCAUAUGUAUGCAAAAGUGGCACAAAUUAUUGGUGAUCGUAAAGAAUUCAUUGCUAAUGAAGAUGACACAAUUACGCAAGAACGUUUGGAAGAAAUUAUUCAAGAUUCAUCCAAAUCAGCUGCUAUAAUGAGUGCGGCUAAAUCAUCGAUGGGAAUGGAUAUUUCAAAAAUUGAUCUCAUCAAUAUUGAAUAUUUUACCUCGAAAGUUAUUUCAUUGGCUGAAUAUCGUAAACAAUUAAUGGAUUAUCUUGUUUCUCGUAUGCACAAUAUUGCACCGAAUUUAUCUGCUUUAAUUGGAGAGACGGUUGGUGCACGUUUAAUAUCACAUGCUGGAAGUUUAAUAAAUUUAUCUAAAUAUCCUUCGUCCACUGUUCAAAUAUUGGGUGCUGAAAAAGCAUUGUUUCGUGCAUUGAAGAAAAAAGGUAAUACACCUAAAUAUGGGCUGAUUUAUCAUUCAACAUUUAUUGGACGUGCUGGUAAUAAGAAUAAGGGCAAAAUUUCACGAUUUUUGGCCAAUAAAUGUUCAAUAGCCUCAAGAAUCGAUUGUUUUGCCGAAGAUGCUACUGAUGUUUUUGGACAAAAACUUAAAGAACAAGUAGAGGAAAGAUUAAAAUUUCUGGAUACAGGUACUAUACCGAAGAAAAAUUUGGAUGUCAUGAAUGAAGCAAUUGAAGAAGCUGCCGUUGAUAUUAAAAAACGAAAGAAAAAAUUGAAAAAAGAAAAGAAACGAAAAUUGGCAGAAAUGGAAGCAGCCGAAGAAAGUAUGAUCGAUAUGAAUGGUAAUCAUGAAUCGGCGGAAAUGUUGGUAGCCAACGAUGGUGAAGAAGAACAAGAAGUGGUGAAAAAACCGAAAAAAAAAAGAAGAAAAACACAUAAUGACGAUAGUGUGAUGCUCACGGCAUAGAGAAUGUGUUUGAAACUUGAAUUUUUUUUUUUUUUGUUUUUUUUUCAUUCAUUCAAUAUAUAAUCAAUCAAUCAAUUUUAUUCAUUACAACGAUUUAUACAAUUCAAUUCAAUGCUUUUAUUUCAUCAUAAACAAUAUCGAUUUUUGAACAAUCCA
Molecule: messenger RNA, 1766 nt
Organism: Dermatophagoides farinae (American house dust mite)
Lineage: Eukaryota; Metazoa; Arthropoda; Arachnida; Sarcoptiformes; Pyroglyphidae
Gene: Nop56
Product: Nop56 ribonucleoprotein
Cellular component (GO): box C/D methylation guide snoRNP complex; small-subunit processome
Molecular function (GO): snoRNA binding
Source: RefSeq, a predicted model, not a curated record